CGCGUCAACUUGCGGGGGAAGCUUGGAGCUGCAAUCGCAAUACUAUCUAACUCCAUCUUCUCUUGUCUUCUCCCCAAUAUACCCAGCUCGUGCUUUUUGUACAUUACGAAAUCCGCGUUGUACAUCACUCUUGCUUUUCUAUAUUCCACCUUACCUAUCCGUUAAUCUAAUAUGCUUCGCAACGGAGCGUCGCGCCUUGCGCUGAGGUCGGUAACAGUGCCCAAGUCGGCACGACCGGCUGCGAGCUUCACGCGCACAACGCCUUCUCUGCAAUGGGCUACACAAUUUGGUUCUCUGGCUGCGAGGAGACCGCAAUUAGCGCAAGCGGCUGCUGCGCAAUUGAAGCCUGCGUCUGCGGUCUUGCGCCGCAGCAUGGCUGAUAAGACAUUGACGGAAGGGCAGAAGCAGGCGGAGAGUAGAUAUGCACAGGAGAAGAUCAAGCCCACGCCAGAGACUGUGACGAGCACCAGUUCCACACAUCCCAUGUUUUCGGAAAUUGGCACGGAGCAGCCGCAGAACGACGUGGAUAUGGCGGCGGGGUUGAAGCACGAUGUGGGCACCAUCAAAGACACAUUCUCCCUCGCCGAAGUCCCUCGCGAAGCAUACUACAUGGGUCUCGCAGGCACGCUUCCCUACCUCGCAACCUCCAUCUCCACCGUGUACCUCUCGUGGGAACUAAACCACUCCAACGCCGGCUACGGCAUGAUAUUCUCGCAAAAAGACGCUACAUACCUCCUCUCCCUUAUCGAGCCCCUGCAAAUCGGAUACGGAGCGUCUAUCCUCAGUUUCCUGGGUGCUAUCCACUGGGGUCUUGAAUGGGCGGGCUACGGAGGCACACAGGGCUACAAGCGCUAUGCGAUUGGUGUUGUAGCGCCCAUGGUGGCUUGGUCAACACUGCUCAUGCCUAUUGAGGGCGCGCUCAUCUCGCAGUUUUUGGGUUUCGUCGGGUUGUACUAUGUUGAUACUCGCGUAAGCCGCCUCGGCUGGACUCCUAGCUGGUACGCCGUAUACCGCUUCGUCCUCACCGCCAUCGUCGGAGCCAGUAUCGUCCUCACACUCAUCAGCCGCAGCGAGCUUCCGGAACAUAUCCCUGGUCCUGUUGACCGCGAGAAGGUUUUCAAGGAAGAGGGGUCGAGCGAGGAGAAGCUGGCUAAGCAUGAGCAUGCGGCUGUCGAGAAGAAGAAGCAGGCUGCGCGCAGUGAUGACAGGGGCGAGAAAUAAGCGUGUGUGAGUAGGGGGAUCUGAGAAGGCUAGGCUUUUUUUUAUGGCGACGAGGCGUUCCUGGCGAGGAAACCAUGGUCAUGUUUUCGUUUUUGUGUGUAUAGUUCUGAGUACCCUACUUUGACAUGUGAUAUUUUGAACGAAACC
This is a messenger RNA of Alternaria rosae, 1368 nucleotides long. RefSeq lists its product as uncharacterized. The coding region runs from base 172 to 1221 and encodes 349 amino acids. Lineage: Eukaryota; Fungi; Ascomycota; Dothideomycetes; Pleosporales; Pleosporaceae. The record is from RefSeq and is a predicted model, not a curated record. The transcript has 3 exons.